Messenger RNA from Triplophysa dalaica, 4014 nucleotides. RefSeq names its product potassium calcium-activated channel subfamily N member 2 (gene kcnn2). The record is from RefSeq and is a predicted model, not a curated record. The transcript has 10 exons. Gene Ontology annotation, molecular function: small conductance calcium-activated potassium channel activity; calmodulin binding. Gene Ontology annotation, biological process: potassium ion transmembrane transport. NCBI's taxonomy places the organism in Eukaryota, Metazoa, Chordata, Actinopteri, Cypriniformes, Nemacheilidae. Gene Ontology annotation, cellular component: neuronal cell body; plasma membrane; neuron projection. The coding region runs from base 406 to 2448 and encodes 680 amino acids.
UGAAUUCCUCUGCUCGUUAUUGUUGGAAGAGGAGAUAUUUCGCCGGUUGUAUCUCAUGUCAGAAAGACCGCACAAGCUAACCGGUUAUCGGUUAUAAGUACGGUGGCCGUAGAGGUCGCGAUCGGUCCGCUCAAUGCAACGAAGUGUAACGAGGGAACCUGCAUGUAUAUUUGUGAAUGCCUGUAUUUGUGAAAAAGCAUGUUGCCAGACGCCUUCCUGCACUGACGUCAGGCCAGUUGUUUUGGGUCGCUCGACCAAUCGCAAGCGCGCUCCCACAUCUACAGGAGCCGACGUGGGUCCGUCCUCGCGCCAGCUUUUAUCCACUGAUGCUCAUCACAACGCCCCCUCGGUAGGGUGCACGCACGGGGCUCUCAGACUGCUGCUGCUUUAAACAGCAGCUCUGACAUGGAAACCCCAUUGCAGUUGCAGAACGAUUUCUAUCCAGAGCAGCAGCAGCAGCAGCAGCACUGUAAGUACCAGCAAUACUGCGGACGCGAGGACGAGCGCUCCAUCAGGCACUGCACCUGCAAUAACUCCUCCACCUGCGAGGAUGGGAGAAAACGGCUACCUUUGCACGGGACGCCGCUGGGAACUUUGAGGACGCCGUCCGUGUCAUCUUCAACCAGGCAAGGUGCUCAGUACAGCGAGUUCACGCCCUCUAGUCAUGGUAGUUCAUUCAGACAUCAUCCUCAUCGCGACCAGAACCGGCAGAAUCAUCGGGGCAGUCCGGCCAGCAGCCACAGAGAGAGUAACUCUUACACCCAAAUAGCCAUGAGCAGCUGCAGAUAUAACGGCGGCGUGAUGCGGCCGCUGAGCAACUUGGGCUCGUCCCGCAGAAACCUGCACGAGUUUGAUUCGGAGUCCCAACCACUGCAGCCGGUGUCUGCGGCGGACCCUUCCGAUUCCGUCCCCUCCAAACCGGAGAACAACUCCACCACCCUCAUGCCUUACUCGGCGGGGGACGGAGGAGGGGGCGGAUGCGGCCACAGCGGAGGCAAAUCGGGCAAGAAGAAGAACCAGAACAUCGGACAGAAGCUCGGGCACAGGAGGGCCUUGUUUGAGAAGAGAAAGCGCUUGAGCGACUACGCGCUCAUCUUUGGGAUGUUUGGCAUCGUGGUGAUGGUUAUUGAGACUGAACUCUCGUGGGGAGCCUACGGAAAGGAGUCACUGUAUUCUUUAGCCCUGAAAUGCCUGAUAAGCCUUUCUACAAUCAUUCUUCUUGGUCUGAUUAUCAUAUAUCACGCCAGGGAGAUUCAGUUGUUUAUGGUGGACAACGCAGCAGAUGAUUGGAGGAUAGCCAUGACCUACGAGCGCAUCUUCUUCAUGUGCCUGGAGAUCCUGGUGUGCGCCAUACACCCCAUCCCGGGCAACUACACCUUCACCUGGACAGCGCGCCUGGCCUUUUCCUACGCGCCAUCCAAGACAGACGCUGAUGUGGAUAUCAUCCUGUCCAUUCCCAUGUUUCUUCGUUUGUACCUCAUCGCUCGGGUCAUGUUGCUGCAUAGCAAACUCUUCACCGAUGCUUCAUCUCGCAGUAUCGGUGCCCUCAACAAGAUAAACUUCAACACACGCUUUGUCAUGAAAACCCUUAUGACUAUCUGCCCAGGCACAGUACUGCUGGUGUUCACCAUCUCCCUGUGGAUCAUCGCCGCCUGGACUGUGAGGGCGUGCGAAAGAUACCAUGACAACAUGGAUGUAACCAGCAAUUUUCUGGGAGCCAUGUGGUUGAUCUCAAUAACUUUUCUAACCAUUGGAUAUGGGGAUAUGGUCCCCAAUACAUACUGUGGAAAAGGGGUGUGUCUCCUCACCGGCAUUAUGGGUGCCGGAUGCACUGCUUUGGUGGUUGCUGUGGUCGCAAAAAAACUGGAAUUAACCAAAGCCGAAAAACAUGUACAUAACUUUAUGAUGGACACCCAGCUGACAAAAAGGGUGAAAAACACAGCUGCUAAUGUACUCAGGGAGACGUGGCUUAUUUAUAAAAACACCAAGCUGGUGAGGAAGAUGGACCACUCGAAAGUCAGGAAACAUCAGCGCAAGUUCCUUCAAGCCAUUCAUCAGGAAAAUAAAUACGUACUAUGGGCUCUGAAUGGUCUUGUGUUCAGAUUGAGAAGUGUUAAAAUGGAGCAACGCAAGCUGAAUGACCAAUCAAACUCGCUAGUGGACCUCGCAAAGACUCAAAACGUCAUGUACGAUCUGGUCUCGGACCUGAACGAACGAGGCGAGGACAUGGAAAAGAGAAUCGGCAUGCUGGAGACCAAACUGGAGACGUUGCUAAGCAACCUACAGGCGCUGCCCGGCCUCAUCAGUCAGAUGAUCAGCCAACAGCAUCGGGACUUCGUAGAAGUGCAGCUCCAGCCGUACGACAAACAAAGCCACGACCGCUCGCAGUCCGUCUCCAGACGCCGAUCGUCUUCCACGGCUCCGCCCACUUCUUCAGAGAGCAGCUAGAGCCAGCCCGGCACCUCUGGAGGAGACUUUCGCCAUCAUAUGGCCAAGUUGCAUUUUACUGUAAAGCCUUAUGGUUUUAAUAAAGUAUUAUCCGAAUUCUGAUGAUCAUGCGGUCAGAGGUUACCGAGGAUAAUGCGUUUGAAACAGUUAACUUCCACAUAUCUUGUUUUUUUACCUCAAUGAACGAUGCUGUUUCUUUGCCGACGGCGUCAAAGAGGGACUUUACUCAGAAUGUAAUGAUUGCAAGUUGGGGCUAUCAGGUCAGCAAGUCCUUAGAGUCGCCUCUCCGGGCGACUUUAUUCAGGAAAGCAAUGCAACCUCAAUUGGCACGGAGUGCCAGACUAGUGCUUCCUACCGAAUCGUCUGUCUCUGCGUUUGUGACCUGUCCCCGAAUCAACAGGCUUUAAUAAUUCUUUAUCGAGGAUAUAAUAGCAUGUCUGAACCUAAGACGGGGCAGAUGAAGAAUGCCUCCCCCACUCUAUCCGAAUAGCGAUAACAGAUUGAAGCGCUCAAAGAAAAACAUAUAUCUUUUAGGUUAGAAACGGAGUUCUGUUGUAGCCCUCCAAAAGCGAGUCUUCCGGGGGCCAAACGAUACUGCAAACAAGUUACUGAAAAUGAAUGCAUCCGAAUCUAUACUUGCACUUUUAUCAAUGCACUUCAACGCUUACUGACUAUAAUAAGAAUUUGUGUCGCUCAUUAAAAUAAAAUGGCACCUUUAGUCAUAGGAUAAUGGCCAGAAUAGACAACGGUAAUGCGUAGGUUCAGGCGGAGAUUGCAAUGCCCCCGCGAUACUAAACCGAGACUGAGACGACUGUGCUUGGACGUAGAUGUUAGAUUGCUGCUGUUAAGUUUCGGGCUCUCCAUUAGUUCCAGUUGCAAUUGACAUAUCUUAAUGGAGAAGCUGAUGGGGAACUCUCUCGGAGUCCACUGUGUGCUCGACGCUAAAGCGGUCUUCAAACCUAAACAAGAAGAGAUCUACCGGAUGCUGUUAUAGAUGUUUCACGUCUGUUUAAGAGCAUCAAAUAUCUUGUAUAUGUUCGGAAAUGCCUAUUUUUGUAUAUUACUGAGGACAAGCACACCUCUAAAAGCGUACGUCUUUUUCGAGAACUUUGUGUGAUGGGGGGGUACUCGUAGAACCAAAGCUUACAAAAUGGGCGAGAAGUUUGUCUUCUUGGCAUACCUUGAACAACCUGUGAAUUUAGGUUCUGUACUUUUUAAAGGUCAAAACAAACCACAGCACAAAUAUACAAGAUACAUAGAAAAGUGAAUUUGUUUUUCAGUCGGUCUUGAUCAACUUCAGAAUGUGAAAGCAGAAGUAUGAAGAGUUCACGAUUCUCUAGGUUAUUGAUGGCAUGUUAUCGAUGGGUUUGUGCACUUUGGAUUCUAAAGAUGGUGGGAUUGAAUAAAUUGGUGCAUUACAUAGCCCCGCUCUGGGAACAACACAUCCCAGAAUAUAAUGUCCUCAAGGGGUUGCAAAGGUUAUGAAAAUAUGGUGGAUCCAGCAAUUUUACCAACAUAGAAACUAUGAGUGAUUAUACUGUAUGCAAAAUUAAUAUAAACAAUAAA